Caenorhabditis elegans is the source of this 2934-nucleotide messenger RNA. RefSeq names its product SSD domain-containing protein (gene daf-6). Gene Ontology annotation, cellular component: plasma membrane; membrane. The transcript has 14 exons. The record is from RefSeq and is marked reviewed. Lineage: Eukaryota; Metazoa; Nematoda; Chromadorea; Rhabditida; Rhabditidae. The coding region runs from base 8 to 2749 and encodes 913 amino acids.
GUUUUCUAUGCAGAUUCUGCAAAUUGAACCUCUAGUCAGAAAUGCAUUUGAAUGGUAUGGACCUGUUGUACAUCGAUGGCGAUGGUUCUGCUUCAUAUCACCGUUAUUUCUCACGCUGGCGUGUUCUGUAGGAUUUUUUAGAAUGACAGAGCUUCGAGUAGACGAUCCAUCAUAUGUUUUUACGCCGUCAGAUGCCAGGUGGAGAAGGGAAAUCAGUGUGUUCAAUGAGAAUUGGCCGCUCGAUGAGAACAAGUUUCUUCCUGGAAAAUCAUUCGAGGCUAAAAGAUUUGUUAACAUUUUGAUCCGUGCAAAAGACGGCGGGUCAAUCAUGAGAGACAACGUGUUACAUGAGAUUGAAAUUCUGAAUCAAUGGAUAAUGAAUAAUAUCUCAAUACCAACAGAUGAUUUAAAAUUUAAUUUGACGUAUCAGGAUCUAUGCCUGAGCUACGAUUGGGUUUGCGGAGCCAACGAGCAUAUCCAAAUGUUGCUCCGACGAAAUGACGUGAAUCAAAUUUUGGAUCUACACUUCCCGAGAGGCGGAACAAAAGAUACUCCCGUCUAUCUUGGUGGCAUUUUUGGCGAUGUUCAAUUCUUUCAAAAUGGUACAUUGAGCGACGCCAAGUUGACUCAGCUUUUUUAUUUUCUGAAACAAGAUCAGAAAAUGGUUGAAGAAUACUCCUCAAAGUUUUCGUAUGCGUUGGAGACGUUUCUAAAUCAAGUGUACAGUUCUGAUGUUAUAACAUUGUCAUUUGCUCACUAUCAAUCUCUUGAAGAUGGUCUCGAUGAAAAUGCAAAAGCUUUUGUUCCUAACUUUGUUGUCAGUUUUUUCGUGCUUGCGAUGUAUGCGUUGGUAUCCUCGUUCACUCUGAAAUCAAGCUCAGCAACGAAGAUUGACUGGAUUUCAAGUAAACCUUGGUUAGCUGCUGCAGGAAUGUUUUCAACGGUCCUAUCAAUUAUCAGUGCCUUUGGAUUUCUUUUCAUCCUUGGAGUACGCUACAAUGUUAUUAACACUAUCAUCCCAUUUUUAAUUAUUGCUAUUGGGAUUGACGAUAUGUUUUUAAUGAAUGCAUGCUGGGACCAAACCAGCAAGUCAUUAAGUGUACCGGAACGGAUGUCCAAGACCUUAUCACAUGCUGGUGUAGCUGUCACAAUCACAAAUGUCACUGAUGUUAUGUCAUUCGCCAUAGGAUGCAUCACCGAUUUACCUGGAAUCCAAUUUUUCUGUAUCUAUGCUUGCGUGUCAGUAGCAUUUAGUUAUUUCUAUCAGUUAACAUUUUUCUCUGGAGCCAUGGCUAUAAUGGGAGAGGUGGAAAGAGAGAAACGACACUGUUUGUUUUUUUACCGAACAUUUCAACUUGUCGAUAUUUCUAAAAUGAAUGAGGAAGCUGACUCGAAGCUGCAGCAAAUUAAAAGUCGAUCCGCUUCCCCUGCACCGUUCAACUACCUUAGCAGCUCUAACUCAUCCUUUUCUUCUGACAGUGACAGUUUUUCUUCGAAAAAGACUAUUCCGGCCGAGUUCGCUUGGAAAGAGCAACAGUCACCAAACAGUUCACUAUCGAAAAAGAGCAAGGACCGGGAGGAAAAAGAUCGAAUUGUUCAUUUUAUUGGAAAAAUCUAUGGACCAUUCAUUCUGUCCAAUUCAGUGAGAAUAUUUUCAGGACUGAUUUUUGUAGUGUAUUUGGCCAUUGCUAUGUAUGGAUGUUAUAACUUUCGAGAAGGACUGAACCCAGGCAAUCUGGUAACUAAUGAUCACUAUAUUGCGAAGUAUUUUUCUGAUAUCAAACAUUUCUGGAGAAUCGGUGCACAACUCCAUGUGGCGGUAUUAAACCCACCCAAUCUCACAAUUAGUGAAAAUAGGAACGAGCUUCUCAAAGUUGUCAGUGCAUUUGAAAACACACAAUAUACUCUAGGAAGGGAAGGAACCGUGUUUUUCCUGUUAGAGUACCUAAACUACUUAUCCGAAUUGAACGCAGAAGUUGAGGACACAGAAAGGUUAUGGAAAACCAAACUAAACUCCUGGUUGAAGUAUACGGGUGGCUCCACUCAAUGGGCCAGCAAUCUCAAAAUAAAUAAAACUGACGGAAGUUUUCAAGCUUUUCGAUUUCAGAUUGCUCUGAAAAACUUUGUUGAGCCAAAUGACCAUAAGCAUGCUGCUCAACUGCUGAGAGAUAUUGCCGACCAUCAGCCAUUUAACGUUGUUGUCUAUCACGAGGCCUUUCCAUUUGCCGACCAAUACCUUAUUAUUCUGCCUGCUACAAUACAAAACGUUGUCAUAUCUCUUCUUUGCAUGGCCGUCGUAUCCUUCCUGCUAGUGCCUAGUCUUCCAUCAGGAUUUGUCAUUUUUGUUUCCAUCGUGUCUAUCAACAUCGGCGUAUUUGGUUAUAUGACGUUGUGGGGCGUGAACUUGGAUGCAGUCAGCAUGAUAUCGAUUAUCAUGAGCAUCGGGUUUGCCGUCGACCUUUCCGCACACAUCAUUUACGCAUUUGUGACGUCACACGGUGAUACAAAGCAACGAGUCAUUGGAGCUCUAGAAACGUUGGGGUGGCCGAUAUUUCAGGGUGCCUCAUCAACCAUUGCUGGAAUCUCCAUACUUUACACAGUGGACGCUUACAUCAUUCUUGUAUUUUUCAAAACGAUCUGGCUCACAAUGCUCAUCGGCGCCAUUCAUGGACUGUUCUUCAUUCCAAUUUUCUUAUCACUGUUUCCAGUGGAGUUUUUCAGAAUACCAAAGUCAUCCGAACUUCAUUAAUUUUUUUUUUCGGCACCCUCAAAAUCUCAUGAAUUUAAACAAAAGACGAGUACUGUUGUGAAACAUGUUUUUCAAUUGUUGAGAAAAAAUGCUUUAUCAUUUUUAUUAAUAUUAUUUUAUUGUAUGUCUCUUUAAUUUUUGUUCUUAUUUGAAAACUUUUAAAUUAUUAUAGAAUGAAACAAUUC